Messenger RNA from Dissoconium aciculare CBS 342.82, 684 nucleotides. RefSeq lists its product as uncharacterized. NCBI's taxonomy places the organism in Eukaryota, Fungi, Ascomycota, Dothideomycetes, Mycosphaerellales, Dissoconiaceae. The coding region runs from base 1 to 684 and encodes 227 amino acids. The transcript has 2 exons. The record is from RefSeq and is a predicted model, not a curated record.
AUGGCUACGCGCUACAAAAGGAUUGACAACCUCAGUCUUUAUUUCCGAUGUGAUGCCGCAGAAUCCCACGUGCCUCAUAUCCCGUCAAAGGAAAUUCGGCUGUGCGCAAAUGUAGGAUGGACGCUCCUUGUGGCAUCCGCGAGCAGAUACAAGGAUGAUUAUCACAUGACGAAGGCAGACGGCGCUCAGGAUCACCAGUACCACUUGGGGGCCUGGUACUCGGCGGACAAGUGGACGGUCGUAGUAUGUAGAUGCCCCGACCGGGCGAUGAUUGCAGGCUACGUAGCACCACUUUCUUGGGGCGUGAUGGACAGCAAGGUGGAAUUCGAAGAACGCGAGGACGACGUUCUGUCAUCAAUGCCCCAUAGGUGUCCAAGUGGUUGGAUGGACAGGCCGACGCAGAAGUGCGCAUGGGGAACGUAUGUGCAUGGGAUUGGUUGGGAAAUGCCUUCAAUCGGCCGCAUUUCAAAGGCCGACGCCACCGGUCAGCUGGAAUGGUGUUCCAUCAUGUGUAAAGGAUCGCAUGCCAUGCACAGUGGCCGGCUCGACAGUCCUGCCGACCGACAGCUGGGAGAGCCCGUCGCCCGGAAGUGCAUGCAUGAAGACGGACGCGACAGGCAACACGGAAACGACGCGAUGCCGCCAGUCUCUGUGGCGGUUGAAGGGCAGACGGCCGCGUCGUGA